Messenger RNA from Notolabrus celidotus (New Zealand spotty), 2327 nucleotides. RefSeq names its product DEAD (Asp-Glu-Ala-Asp) box helicase 5 (gene ddx5). Bases 105 to 1601 code for a protein of 498 amino acids. Gene Ontology annotation, biological process: alternative mRNA splicing, via spliceosome. Gene Ontology annotation, molecular function: RNA helicase activity; ATP binding; RNA binding. Gene Ontology annotation, cellular component: ribonucleoprotein complex; cytoplasm; nucleus. Lineage: Eukaryota; Metazoa; Chordata; Actinopteri; Labriformes; Labridae. The record is from RefSeq and is a predicted model, not a curated record. The transcript has 13 exons.
UUCCACUUUACCGGCAUUUCAGCAUCACUGCCGGUCGGAGCUUUUAGACGACCGCUAAGAAAUUCAUAUUUAUCUUUUUUAUUUAUAACAUUGUUUUCAGAAACAUGCCUGGACACGAAAGAGAUCGCGGCAGAGACCGGGACAGAGACAGAGGCUAUGGCGGUGGGCCUCCUCGCUUCGGGGGGAACCGUGGAGGUGGCGGCGGAGGCGGCGGAGGGAAGUUCGGUAACCCCGGUGAGCGCCUGAGGAAGAAGCAGUGGAACCUGGACGAGCUGCCCAAGUUUGAGAAGAACUUCUACCAACAGCAUCCCGAUGUGGUCCGCAGGUCCCCGCAAGAAGUGGAAGCCUACAGGAGGUCAAAAACAGUCACGUUCAAGGGGAGAGAGUGCCCCAAUCCCAUCAUGAAGUUCCACGAAGCCAGUUUCCCAUCUUACGUAAUGGACGUGAUCAACAAACAAAACUGGACUGAGCCGACACCCAUCCAGGCUCAGGGCUGGCCUCUGGCUCUCAUGGGGAAGGAUAUGGUCGGCAUUGCCCAGACUGGCUCUGGCAAAACUCUUUCUUAUCUGCUGCCUGCUAUUGUGCACAUCAACCAUCAACCUUUCCUGGAACGUGGAGAUGGACCCAUUUGCUUGGUGCUCGCCCCGACUCGUGAGCUGGCUCAACAGGUGCAACAGGUGGCUGCAGAAUACGGCAGAGCAUCUCGCCUGAAGUCUACCUGUAUCUACGGAGGAGCGCCCAAAGGACCACAGAUCCGGGACCUUGAAAGAGGUGUGGAGAUCUGCAUCGCCACUCCUGGCAGGCUUAUCGACUUCCUGGAGUCAGGAAAGACAAACCUCCGUCGCUGCACCUACCUCGUGCUGGAUGAGGCCGACAGAAUGCUGGACAUGGGAUUUGAGCCACAGAUCCGAAAGAUUGUCGACCAAAUCAGACCUGACCGCCAGACUCUGAUGUGGAGCGCCACCUGGCCCAAAGAGGUCCGCCAGCUGGCUGAGGACUUCCUGAAGGAAUACGUCCAGAUCAAUAUUGGAGCACUGCAGCUCAGUGCCAACCACAACAUCCUGCAGAUUGUGGAUGUGUGCAACGAUGGAGAGAAGGAGAACAAACUGAUCCGUCUGCUGGAAGAAAUCAUGAGCGAGAAGGAGAACAAGACCAUCAUCUUUGUGGAGACAAAGAGACGAUGUGAUGAUCUCACCAGGAGGAUGAGGAGGGAUGGGUGGCCUGCUAUGGGAAUCCAUGGAGACAAAAGUCAGCAAGAGAGAGACUGGGUUCUCAAUGAAUUCAAAUAUGGAAAGGCUCCUAUUCUCAUUGCAACAGAUGUUGCCUCCAGAGGUCUAGAUGUUGAAGACGUGAAAUUUGUCAUCAACUUUGACUACCCCAACAACUCAGAGGACUAUAUCCACCGUAUCGGCAGAACAGCCCGUAGCCAAAAGACAGGCACGGCUUACACCUUCUUCACCCCCAACAACAUGAGGCAGGCCAGCGACCUCAUCUCUGUGCUCCGCGAGGCCAACCAGGCGAUCAACCCCAAGCUCCUCCAAAUGGCGGAAGACAGAGGAGGUAAAUCUAAUUGGUCGUUCAAGGGGCGGCAGAGGUGGUGACUACAGGGACAACCAUCGGGAUAGGUAUUCAGGCGGCAGACGCGAUUACGGCAAUUUUAGGGACAGAGAUAACAGCAGGGGGUAUGACAACGGACCAAAUAAAUCUUUUGGCGCAAAUUCCCAAAACGGAGGCUAUGGGGGCAGCAACGGUAACAGUAACGGCUUCGGCGGAGGCGGCUACAACGGUAACGGACAGUCCAACUUCAACAGCCAGGCGGGAGCGUUCGGGGCCCAGAACAACUUCCAGGCCCCGCAGUUCGCUCCUCCCGGUAAACCCGCCGCACAGGCGGGCGUGGCUCACCCUCCAUUCCCCUUUCCUCAGGCGCAGGCUCCUCAGCAGCACCCUCCUCCGCUGGUGCCGUACCCCAUGCCUCCUCAGUUCUCUCAGUAAACCCACCGUACACUUGAAAGAAGUAAUUUAUUGCUUUUUGUCUCGUUUUAAGUUCUUCACUUAAUCCUGAUUUUUUUGUAUUUACACGACAGGGUUACAAACAACUUGAACCUCGUAUCAAGCCUUUUAAGAUCUGCAGUGCAGCAUUAGUGAUGUGGCGCACUUGUUUUCCCCUUUACUAUUUAAUUUGUUACAUUCCUCAUUAAUGAUUUAGUUAUGUUUUGUACUAGGUAAUUACAAAUGUAUCAGUUUUUCAUGUGUAUCCUUGAAAGUGAUGUUAAGCUCCUAUCUUGGAAGUGCACUGCAUGAUCUUUCAAAUAAAACUCCAGAAAAUA